This is a messenger RNA of Coregonus clupeaformis (lake whitefish), 1514 nucleotides long. Its product is annotated as trafficking protein particle complex subunit 5-like. Lineage: Eukaryota; Metazoa; Chordata; Actinopteri; Salmoniformes; Salmonidae. The transcript is spliced from 3 exons. Gene Ontology annotation, cellular component: TRAPPII protein complex; TRAPPI protein complex; TRAPPIII protein complex. Gene Ontology annotation, biological process: endoplasmic reticulum to Golgi vesicle-mediated transport. The coding region runs from base 76 to 642 and encodes 188 amino acids. The record is from RefSeq and is a predicted model, not a curated record.
GUGACGUUUCACCCGGAACAGGAAGUAAAAUGUGUUUGCAAAUUGUGCUGCUAAGAACAACAACAGAAAUUGAAAAUGGAGACUCGCUUCACCAUGGGCAAGUCUGCGAUUCUAGAGCGCUCGCUCACCCGACCCAAGACUGAGGUCAGCGUGAGCGCAUUCGCCCUACUCUUCUCUGAGAUGGUGCAGUACUGCCAGAGUCGGGUGUACUCUGUGUCCGAGCUGCAGGCACGCUUGGCAGACUUGGGUCAAGGCGUGGGGGCCAGCCUGCUGGACGUGCUGGUGUUGAGAGAGAAGAAUGGAAAAAGGGAAACCAAAGUGUUGAACAUACUGCUCUUCAUCAAGGUGUCGGUUUGGAGGGCCCUGUUCGGCAAGGAGGCAGACAAGCUGGAGCAGGCCAACGACGACGACAAGACCUACUAUAUCAUUGAGAAGGAGCCCCUGAUCAACGCCUUCAUCUCGGUGCCCAAGGAGAACAGCACGCUCAACUGUGCCGCUUUCACCGGGGGCGUGGUGGAGGCCAUUCUCACACACAGCGGCUUCCCCGCCAAGGUCACGGUGCACUGGCACAAGGGCACCACGCUCAUGAUCAAGUUUGACGAGGCCGUCAUCGCCCGAGACAAGGCACUGGAGGGCAGAUAGGAUAUAUAGAGUUGAGAGGUAGUAGGAAGUGUGGAUUGAGAUGUAAAAGGGAUGUACUGUAUACCGUAUUGGCUGUAUAAUGUAUAGUGCUUCCUUUCCUAUGUCCUAUUCAUUUUAUUGUCCUGACAGAUGUGGGAGAUGGGAGAAAGUACUCACUUUAACUUCCCUAUCUGUUGGCAAGGUCAAUGUACGUACUUGAAUAUUGCUACGUGGGUGCAGACAGUUUUUACAACAAUGCAUCAAUUUGUGUACAUAGUUACAGAACUUCCCUACUAUGACUAACCCACUAUAACUACGACAUUAUACUUCUUCCACUGCCGUAAAUGAACUUUAUGGCAGUUGCAGAAGGUACACAGAUUUUAUUCAGAAACGUUAGCUUUAAUCGUUAUUUUACCUAUUCGGUGCAUUUGAAUCAGUGAGGACAAUGACAUAGAACAAGGAAAGGAAGCUAGUUGGAAGUACAGUAUUCAUUCAUUCAAAGGACCUACUCUAGAGGCAGAUGAAAGGGAGGAGUAACAGUAUGGAAAGAGGAGUGUGGAUUGGGCAGCUCAGUGAUGUGCUAGUAGUUCACUGAUGAAAAAACAGAAAUGGUCACAAUUGAAUGCGCUUUAUCCUGGACUGAUUGUUCAGCAAGAUGUAGUUUUUGUAAAAUGGAGUCCUCUGAUUUAACAGAAUUAGCUAGCACUGUACAAUGAUAUGCACUGCAGUCUUAUUUGUAAUAUCUUAUGGGUGGGAAAUGUUACAAUGCUCCCCAUUUAGACAUUACACAUCAUUGUGUCAUUGUAAAUAUAUGUGUGGCUGCUUUAAUGUCCACAACUUAUUUGGUGCUUGUAUAUUGCUUUGUCAAAUUGAAAUAAAUACUGUAAUACCUG